UAAACUACAGAGAAACCUCUUAAACCCUGCAAUGUUUCUUUCUUCUCAACCCUAGACCUUCGCACCGCUUCCUCCAAUGGCCGAAAACACCCACACACCUCCUCCGCCCCUCGCGCCGCCGCCGCCGCCGCCGUCGUCGUCCCGGGUGAGCUCCGGCACAAUCGAAAGAGCCGUGCAGGCCCUGCUCAAGUGGAAGGACGCCAAUUCCAAGACCCAGAAGGCCUCGCUCCUCGAGCCCGACGACUUCGUCUACCUCAUCCUCACCCUCAAGAAGAUCCCCGCCAAUGCCCGCACCAACCCUUUCAAGAUCCCCCUCCCCCACCCGCUGAUCGACCCGGCGACCGCCGAGAUCUGCCUCAUCAUCGACGACCGGCCCAAGUCGGGCAUCACCAAGGACGCCGCGCAGAAGAAGAUCAAGAGCGAGGGCGUCCCCGUCGCGAAAGUCCUCAAGUUGUCCAAGCUCAGGACCAACUACCGCCCCUUCGAGGCGAAGAGGAAGCUGUGCGAUUCUUACGACAUGUUCUUGGCUGACAGGAGGGUCGUCGGCAUGUUGCCGAGGUUGUUGGGGAAGCAGUUCUUCAAGAAGAAGAAGAUCCCGGUGGGCGUGGAUUUGAGGCACAAGAGUUGGAAGGAGCAGGUGGAGAGGGUCUGCGCAUCGGCCCUGUUGUUCGUGGGGACGGGGACUUGCAGCGUCUUGAAGGUCGGGAGGGUCUGCAUGGGGAAGGAGGAGAUCGUUGCGAAUGUCGCUGCGGCACUCGAGGGGGUUGCGGAGGUCGUGCCACGGAAGUGGCGGAAUGUGAGGUCUUUCCAUUUGAAGCUGAUGGACAGCUUGGCUCUGCCGGUUUAUCAGGCGUUGCCGGAUGUGAAGCUGAAGAUCGAAGGGCUUAAGGAUAAGGAGGUGGAGAAGGAGGAGGAGGAGGGAGUGAAUGAGGUUGUGGAGGAAGGGAAGGGAAGCGAGAGCGCGGCAAAGAAGAAGGGUGCGAAGAAAGGUCGAAUCCACGAGGUGAGAUAUAUGGAUACCAAUUUGCAUUCUUUGAUGGAUGAGGACGAUGAAGACGUUCAUGACCUCGACAUGGUUGAAGUCGAGGAGAGUGAUGACGAUGAUAAGGAUGAGACAGAUGGUAGCAAAACUAAGGGGAAGAAGGGAAAACUUAAGAAGGGACGCGAUGUUUAUGAAUUGAGUGGCGGGAAAAUUUCGAAGAAGUUGGCGAAGUCGAAGAAAGAAGGAGAAAAGAAGACAAAAACCACUCUGUCCGGAGACUCAAAGAAUGGCGAUAGUGUCAAGAAGACUAAGAAGAGUAAUUUAACAGUAAAAGAAGGGGAAGUAUCUGAAGGCAAGAAGGAGAGGAAGAGGAAGAUUAAGGUUUGAUGAAGUUAAGCGAGCUGGGCAUUGGUUUGAUGGUAUCCGAACCGAAGGAGAAGGAAAGGCUAUUUAUGCUCCGAUCACUACUCAUUGGAAUACUAGUGAGGUUGAGUAUGUAUGCCUUCCGAAAAGUUUUGGCUUCACUUAUCGAUUAUACUUUCAGUCUUAUCGUGCUAGUGAUUAAUGACAUGUAUUGAGUGAUCAGUUGCCUUGACUCAUGAUCGUCAUCUUGUAGCUCACAGAAUGGUUACUGAUUAUGGAUUUUGUUCUGCUUGCUUCGACAUUU
This is a messenger RNA of Rhodamnia argentea, 1649 nucleotides long. Its product is annotated as putative ribosome biogenesis protein C8F11.04. Bases 77 to 1369 code for a protein of 430 amino acids. The transcript has a single exon. Gene Ontology annotation, cellular component: 90S preribosome. Lineage: Eukaryota; Viridiplantae; Streptophyta; Magnoliopsida; Myrtales; Myrtaceae. The record is from RefSeq and is a predicted model, not a curated record.